Molecule: messenger RNA, 7221 nt
Organism: Blepharisma stoltei
Lineage: Eukaryota; Ciliophora; Heterotrichea; Heterotrichida; Blepharismidae
Source: the annotation of a GenBank genome assembly
AUGGCAUUUUGAUUUUCUUCAACCCGUGCUUUUUUUUUAUAUUUCUUAGCUUUUUUCGAAUGAAGCUCUUUUUGGGUUAAUUUUGUUGAAGGAGCUCUAGAAUGCUCAACGAGUUACUUUGAGGAAUGCUAUGAUUUCAUGGGUUUCUGCUAUGGUCAGUGCCCAACACUUUGAGAUGUCUCUACUGACGGAUUAAAUGUAUGCAUAGAGCCUGAUGCAACUAAAAGAUUAAUUUUUAAUUUUCAAACGACCUCAAGUAUUAUUGGUGACUCGAAUUCUCCAAAUAUUUACACUUUCACUGGACCUGAUAUUAUAAACAACCCAUCGAAUUUACCAACGCCUGGGUACCAACGUGGACUUUAUUUUGCGAAUUCUAAUCAAAUUCUCUCUAAAAAGUCUGGCAGUUUUUACCUGUCUUUUUACACAACUUGAAUUUUUUGGGCAAAAAUUGAAGCAGUUGGAUAUUUACUAAGAAAAAUGGAUAUUAACUCAGAUUUCACCACUUAUUUUAAAGUAUCAAGCAUCUGAGGUGUUUCCUACAGAUUUGAAUAUGCACGAAAAGUGUGCAAAGAUCAAAUGACUUCCUAUGCAACUUUAAGCGCAGACAUUCCAAAUAACUCAGAUUGAAAUCUGCUUAAAAUUGAAGAUUUCGAAAAAACUGGUGCAUAUAGGGGAACUGGGCACAUCAUAAAUUUAUGAAUAAAUAAUACUUUGGUGUCUAGUAGUGAUGUGACAACGAUUUAUUAUUUUUUAGAUGAGGCUAAUAACUAUGAUUUAUCAAUUGGUGGAAUUACUGGGUGAAUUUAUGAAUUUAUAUAUAUAUCUUGAUGAUUUGGAAAUUGCAAUUGCAUAUCAGAUUUUGAAGCUAUAAGCUAUUAUAAUUAAAUUAAAUUAAUGCAGUAUAUUCCAACAAAAGAUAACCGUGCGUGGCCUGGAGAUUAUAUUGAAAAUUUUUUUAACUGUCCAAAAUCUCUGGGCGCAUGUCUGAUUUCUUGCAAGGUAAAUGAAUUUUAUGAUGAAACGACUGAUAAAUGUGUUGCUUGUGAUAGUAAUUGCAAUUAUUGCUUAAGAUCUGGGUAUUGUGGGCUUUGCAAUAAAAAUUGUGAAGGUACUUGCAAAGAUUCUGGUAUUAUUGAUGGCUGCGAUGCAAAUUUUUGUCCUGCAGAUGCAGUAAUGAAUAAGGAUACAUGCAUAUGCAAUGAUAAUACGUUUUACUACGAUGAUAAUUUAAAUAUAUGCGUUAAAUGUGGAAUGUAUUUAACUAAUAAUGAUAUUUCUGCUGGGUUUUCGUAUGAUUAUUUGAAAAUUUUAUUUAAUUUCACAGUCUCAUCAGCUGGAUCAACUAGCGGAUGCAGCAAUCUAUUUGAUAAUUCAGUAUCUUUAACAUUUGGUCUAAAUCCACGCUGUGAAUUUAAUGCUGACUUUUCUCAGUUAUUAAUCACUUUAGGUUCAAAUUAUAAGGCUGGAGACAGUGCUAUUAAUUUUAAAAGUGGGGCUUUAAAGACUAAAAAAAAUACUUGCUUAGAAGACCCAAUUCAAUUAUCUAUGCCAAUAUCUUUGCCUUUGAAUUCUCCAACACCAAAAAUUAUUAUGAUUGCUCCUCCAGAAAUUUUAACCUCAUGCCAAAGUCUCAUUUUUAGCGGCAUUACUGAUCCUGGUCUUUCUUAUGAAGAAUAUAGUUGGAAUUUUUUUUCGGAUGAUUUAGGCUCUAUAAUUUCUACACAUUCAACGCCAUAUAGUUCAAAAUUUGAAAGCGUCACUAUUCCACAAAAUAUUUUAAAUGAAGGAACAAUCACAGCUUCUUUAUUUAUAAAAAACCCUUUUAAGGUUAUAGAAAAAACUCAAAAAAUAAUUUUAAACUCAACCCCUAAGAUCGUCAUAAAUUUUGAUUCUUUGAUACCCAAAACCAUUUCAAGGCUUAACUCUUACUCAUUAUCAAUAAGCUCGAUUUGAGCCUGCAGUGAAUUUUCAGAAAAUUUAAAAAUUAGUUGAUCUAUAACGUCAGUAAGCAACAAUUUGACAAGUAUUGAUGAAAGAUCAUUGUGAGAAAAUAAUAAAUCAUCUAAUAUUCAAUUAAUCAUUCCACCAAAAGUAUUGCCAGGAUUAACAGAAAUUACAUUCCAUGUGCACGGAUAUGAUUAUAUGAGCGAUCUUGAAGGGGAUGCAGAUUUUACAAUUAAAACAGAUUCUAAUGCACCCGUUAUUUUGUUUAAUAGAACAGAUGGGCAAAUAGGGGUUAAUCAGCAAUUAAUUGUUGAUGGAAGUAGCUCUUAUGAUCCUGAUGGGGCAGGCUCCACUAUGCUUUAUCAAUGAGUUUGUAUUACAAAUUCUAUUGGCUGCUCUAAUUUCAUACAAGAUAGUACAUCAAAAAAAUUGACUGUACCUGAAAAUUCACUAUCAAUAGGCGAAAUUUAUAAUUUCACUCUUACAAUAAAUAAGGUUGUAUGAGGCUCUGGAUCUUUAAUUAAAACAUCAUCAAAGUUUAUUAUCAUAUAUUGUAUUCAAGAAUCGGUACCAGAAAUAAAUAUUUAUGAAAUUACUCAAUAUUUUGGUAGGCCAAAUUCAAAUUGAGCUUAUAUUAUAGGAAUGACUUUAGCUUGAUCUAGAAUUUAUAGAACAUCAAAAUGAUAGUCAGCCUCUUCUUUAGGUAAGCAUGGCCCAGCUAGGAAAAGUACUUCCUCAAAUAAGUGUUUGGCCUUUAUAUACCCAGCUUUAAGGCUGGCUUAAUGUUUCGCGCCAUCUCCAGACUCUCAUAUGAACCAUUUAAAAUAUUUCCUGUCCUGAAUAAAGCUUCUUAGGCUCGCGUGCAGGAGAGAUAGAAAUCUCUUUUCUUUUUCUGCUUUGGUCUCUGAGGUAGUUAAUAAAAUUUUAUGGUCUUAGGCAUGUGCUAUGCCUUUGAAAAAUUAAGUGUUAGGUCGUGUCAGAGGCAGUUGAGCCGAAUGCUAGCGUACUAAGGCUCAAAGUCUUCAGGAGCCAGCUAGUACCAUAGAGUAUAUUUCUCUUUUAAUUCCUAAGCCUGAUGAAAAAGUACUGAAACUUACAAAUUUUAAGAGCCAUUUAGUAAACUAUAGUUAGCAUUGCUAACUAUAUAACUUGUGUAAGCUAUAGCUGCUUGUGUACUAUAUCGUUUAGGUAUUAAAGAAGUAUCUUCUACUACGAAAAUUUUAUGAUCCUCAAUAAAAGGUCCAUCAAUUGAUGUCGCUACUCCUUUAAGUAGUGCUGCACUAGCUAUAAAAGAAGGAUCAUUAAUCCAAGGCCAAUCAUAUACUUUACAAGUAUUUAUAAACGAUAAAUUUCCAUUUACUUGAUCAUUUAAUGUAAAUCGAAAUCCAAGUGAUGGAUAUUUAAAAAUUAUUAUUAUUGAUUAUGAAUAAUUAAUUAUUUAUUAUUUUAUUUCGAAAAAUAUAUCGCCCUAGUAUAAAGCUUUUAUUCACAAAAAUAGGUAUAUUCCAGAUAGUGGAAUUGAAAUGAAUACAAUUUUUACAAUUGCGGCAUUAGAUUGGACUGAUCCUGAUGGCGAUUUUCCCCUUCAGUAUUCAUUUGGAUAUCAUAUAAACAAUAUUUUUCAAGCACUUAAUGCCAAAAACCUUAUUUCAAUAUUAUAUUCUCAGUUUCCUUAUUCUCAUAAAGAUAUUAUAAUUUAUGCUAAUAUUUAUGAUUCUUUAUCAGCAAAGAUCUCACUCCUCUGAGAAUAAGGAAAAAUAUCUUAAUUAGCAUGAUUUUUUUAUAUAUAAUUUACUGUAUAUAGUAUUUUUUAAAUUUAAGAGUAUUUAUAUUAAACUCCUGUUAAAAACCUCUAAUUUUUUUUGGAUUAAAUUCCUAAUGUUAUUUUUUCAUAUUAUCAAAAAAUAAUAUAAAAGCGUAUACACUUAUACAUAAUGGAAGAAUUUUCCAACUAUAGAACUAAAUUCCAAUGUGGAGCAAUUUAUUCAAGAAACUCUAAAAAACAUAGGCUCAAAAAAACAGGCUAAAAAAUGAACCAAAUAAAAGGGCAAAAAAAUUGUAGAUGAAAAAAAAGCAAAUAAAAUAGGUAAAAAUAGUCGUUAUGAAAUAUUGGUUGUGUGAAGGAAUAAAAAAAAUUAUCUUUUGGAGAAGAAGUAUUUAGCUAAUUUUAAGAUAUCUUUAUCAUUACAGCAAGACUUAAAUACAGAUGAAGCCGUCUAUAAUAUUACUCAGCAAAUCUUUUCACCCGCUACACCACCAUCAUCAAUUCCUUUAUAUGUUUCUCAAAUUGCAGAACUAUCACCUAAUAGGCAAUAUAUACUAGAAAACAACUAUUCACAAAUAAAUCAAAGUAUUCAAAAUUCGUAUGAUAUUGCAUUAAAUGCAAUAUUUCAUUAUACAGAUUCAAUGAAUCCUUAUGAUCCUGACUCAGCUGAAGCUGUAGGAACAAUGCUCAACUCAAUAACUCAAAACCCUCAUAUAAGCACCCUAGAUAACAUAAAAAGAGUUGAUGAUGCAAUUGGAAAUCUCCAAGCCAAAAUAUAUGGGAAAAGUAACCUUCAUGAUGAAGAAAUUCAAACUCUUGUCGACGUUUCUAAUAACAUUUUUCAAAUUAAAAGUGAUUUUCUGGAAAAUCAGACGGAUUCUAUAAAAGAAGUCGACAACACAAUGAGUAAAAUCAAUGCUAUGGCAUUAGAAAGUAUGGUAGUACAUGAGCAAAAUGAUUUUUUUAGUGAAAGAAUAGAAUCAAAAGUUUCAAUUCAAUAUACAGAUGAUUUAAAAAAUUUUACAGAAACUGUAAAAAAUUCCUCAAUUAUAUUGAGUCAUAAUAUAAAUGAUUUUUUAUACAAGAAACCCCUUGUUGGGACAAGCUUCAUAAAUUAUGAUCCAAUUCCAAGUGAAGAAAAUGCAUUAGCAUUAACAUUAGCAUUAGAUUAAUAGCGCUUAACAUCCCUUACGGAGUUUACCGUUCCCAGGUCUAUCACUUACCUUUCGGCGCAUCGGGCCAGCAGGCCUCUGUGCCGAUCUGCUUUGUUGCUCCAAGGUGCGUCUAGGGCAAACGUUGCCGGCUUCGACGGCUCAUGGAUGAGCUAUUUGCUUGUGAGCAUGGGUUGCCUUUCCGAAAAUUCAUAAAAAAUGGAUUUUCUGGUCGGCUGUCGGCAAAAAGGAAAAAACACGUAGCCUAGGACGUAACGCCUAGUUUCACGCUAGGGAAUUGUCCGAUUGGUCUUAAGGACUUUGCUGAGCUUCCCCUUUCCAACUUCCGUGCCCUCCUUUCCCACGAGGAAAAAACCACCUCUGAAAGUAGACUUGGGCUAGGCUCUUUACACAACCAGAAUUGCUUACCUAGCAUUGCUGUCCAUCUCUGAAAUGGCAAAACCUUGCCGGAUAUAAUUAAAAUAUGAGUCGAGGCUGUAUGGCCGGGAGGCCAUACCCAGACAAAGACGCCAUAUUUUAAUUAUAAUUAAAGAAAAUGCAACUUUGUCUAUUAUUUCAUUCAACCUGAUAGAUCUUUCUACUUCAACACCAAUUCCUUUAAACAAUAUUAGUAAUCAAACAAUAUAUUUUUUUAGAAGAAUGAAGCUUAAUAAUAUUUUUCAAAUUAUAUAAUAUCUAAAUUAAAUUAAUUUUACUUUUUAUUAAUUACGCUGAUGGUUUAAAUAAAAAAAGCAUAAUUCUUUCUGCAUCAAAUUUUGACCCAGAAAAAAUCUGAUCGUCUCCAUAUCCACCUAAUAAAUCUAGCCAAAACUCUACCUCAAGUAAUGGAACUAUUAUUUAUACAUUAAACUGUAGUUAUUUAGAAGAUAAUGACUGGAAAACUGAACACUGCAAGUUAGAAUCAUAUAACAAAACUAAUGUAAAAUGUAAAUGCACCCGCUUACUUCCCUUUAAUUUAAAAGGGAUUAAUUUUAUUAAAAAAUUUUUAUACCUAAAAUAUCAGCCAUAUUAUUUUGAUAUUAAUUUAUGUUUUACAUGGAAAUUAAUCCAUCAAAUUUAUGCUUUAAAUUGUCAACUUUGUUUUAAUAGUAUUCUACUUAUACUCCUCUAUAUAAAGCAAAAGAAGAUAUAUAUAAAUUUGGUAAAAAUUAACCCCAUAUAUUAAAUUUUGUUUUAAAGCCAUUAAUUAUUUACUUUAACAUUUCCAUUACAAAUUUACAAAUUAUUCUAAUUUAAUAUGAGCUAAUUUCCUAAAAAUUGAUUAUAGCUUAUAAUUUGUUCUAAUUUAAGUAGGAGAUAGGUAUAUUUACAGCGAUGGUUAAAGCAAUAUGAAUUUCCUUUGCAGACAAUAACGCAGGAGACAUCAUUGAUGCAAGCGCCCUUUUAGAUAUUGACUGAGAUAAUGCAAUAGGACUAUAUUUUUGCGUCGGAAUAUUAGUUUUCCAUUCAAUUUUGUCUAUGAAAACUCUUAAAAUGGAUUGACUUGAUGAAAGCAUAGAAGAUUUUAUCGAUACAGAAAACCCUUCUAAUCCUAUUGUGCGGCCUGAUGAAUCAAUUGUAAAUUAUUAUUUGAGAAACCAAACUAAUGAAAAUAACGUCACAGUAGCUAUUGAAGACACAAAAUCAGAUGAUCUAAAAGCAAAAGAAAAUAAUAUAUAUCAGUAUGUAGGAGUAAAAUCAGUCUUAAGUGAGCAUGAAUUUAUUAAGAUUUUUUUACCUCAUAAAGAAUAUUCUCAUUUUUCUCUCGCCACAAUUUACAGCACUUUACUUUUAGGAAAUAUGUUUUUUAUAGGACUUUUUUAUCAAAAUAAUAAUUCUGAUACAGAAUGAACCUUUAAUUUAAAAGAAUUAAUGGAAAAUUACGAUUUUAGAGAUUUUUGGGCAAGUGUAUAUGCAACUUGUUUUACCUUUGUACUUGGAAUAAUAUUAAAUUAUUUAGCCAAAAUGGAAGAAAUUGACUAUGAAUCUAUGGAAGACUCUAAAAUAAAAAAUGUAAAAAGAAUGAAUAAAAUUAAAAGCAUUAUUUUUUAUCUUCUAUCAUAUUGGCUUAUGAUUUUUUUCUGCUGGUCAAUCAUUUUAUUUUCAGUAAAAUUUGACUUUGGUAUUUCUUGCAAAUGGAUUUAUAAUACAGUAUUGAACUUUGCAGUGGAUAUUUUAUGUGUAGCAUUUAUUAGGAUAGCUAUUAAGCUUCUUACUUUCUGGAUUUUAGCAAAAAUUUGGAAGAUGAUAAAAUCAUCAAAAUUGAAGAAAAAUAUUAUGAAAAAUCAUACAAGUAUUAUAGAUUCUAAUCUUUCAGAGAAUCAAGGUUAUGACAAUUCAAAACAUUUAAAUUUAAAUUAA